This is a messenger RNA of Egretta garzetta (little egret), 2154 nucleotides long. It is a transcript of the gene TRIT1, whose product is annotated as tRNA isopentenyltransferase 1. Gene Ontology annotation, cellular component: mitochondrion. Gene Ontology annotation, biological process: tRNA modification. Lineage: Eukaryota; Metazoa; Chordata; Aves; Pelecaniformes; Ardeidae. Bases 1 to 1230 code for a protein of 409 amino acids. The transcript has 11 exons. Gene Ontology annotation, molecular function: tRNA dimethylallyltransferase activity. The record is from RefSeq and is a predicted model, not a curated record.
AUGGCGCUGACCUUCCAGCAAAGCGCUGUGUACAAGGGCUUGGAUAUCAUCACAAACAAGGUUUCUGCCCAGGAGCAGCGUCUGUGCAGACACCACAUGAUCAGCUUUGUGGAUCCCCUUGUCUCUAACUACACGGUGGUGGAUUUCAGAGACAAAGCCAUGGCUCUGAUUGAAGAUAUCUUUGCCCGAGACAAGAUCCCGAUCGUUGUGGGAGGAACCAACUACUACAUCGAGUCCUUGCUCUGGAAGGUCCUUAUCAACACCAAGGAGAAGGCCAGCAUGGCCCCUGGGCCGGUCACUGACAGGAAAGUGGAGCUGGAGCAGCUGGACGGUGUGGAGCUCCAUCGCCGCCUGAGCCAGGUGGACCCAGAGAUGGCAGCCAAGCUGCACCCCCACGACAAGCGCAAAGUGGCCAGGAGCCUCCAAGUGUGCGAAGAGACGGGGAUCCCCCAUAGUGAAAUCUUGCACCAGCAGCAGGAGGAGGAAGGUGGGGGACCCUUAGGAGGGCCCCUGAAAUACCCACAUUCCUGCAUCUUGUGGCUCCAUGCAGACCAGGCAGCUCUGGACCAGCGGCUGGAGAAGCGGGUGGAUGACAUGCUUGCUGCAGGACUGCUGGAGGAGCUGCGGGACUUCCACCGACGCUACAACCAAGAGAAGGUGGCUGAGAACCGGCAGGAUUACCAGCAUGGCAUCUUCCAGUCCAUCGGCUUCAAGGAGUUCCACGAGUACCUCGUCAGUGAGGGGAACUGCUCGCCCGAGACCAGUGCUCUGCUGCUGCAAAAAGGGAUCCAGGCCCUGAAACAAGUGACCAAGAGAUACGCCCGGAGGCAGAACAAGUGGGUCCGAAACCGCUUCCUGAGACGUCCUGGGCCCAAUGUGCCCCCGGUGUAUGGCUUGGAGGUGUCCGAUCUCUUGCGGUGGGAGGAGGAUGUGCUGAAACCUGCUGUGGAGAUUGUGGAGAGCUUCAUCCAGGGACGUGAGCCCCCAGCAGAGCCUGUGAAGAUGGAGUACGAUGUAAACGAGAACAAACGGAGUCAUCGUGUGUGUGAGCUCUGCGACAGAGUGAUCAUCGGGGACAGGGAGUGGGCAGCUCACACACGAUCCAAAUCCCACCUGCACCAUCUGAAGAAGAGCAGGAAGCUGGAGGCUGCCAGCCGUGCUGCAGAGACUGUGGGGAACAGUGGGGGCACAGAGACCUCGGGGGAGGACAGCACCUUGCCUUUGCCGUAGGCCUGCAAACCGGCUGGCGAAGGAGAGCAGCCGCGCUUCCACCCGUAUGGCGAGGAAGAGACUGAGUCCUGGGUGGCCUUGAACUGAAGGAGCUGAGUCAUUUUUUUGGGGGGAUGAGGCAGGUGUGUAAGUGACGGCCAAAGGCUGUCGGCUGCAUCACAUCCUCUUCAUGUGGCCUCAUCGUGCCGGGUUCCCAUGCUUCCCCAGCCCUGCCUGGAAAGGGCUGGGCCCCGGGGCAAGGCUGCUAGGAGCAUCCUACCAUGCCAAGCAUUAAUUUCUGCUAGAGACGCAGCAUUAUCCUUGGAAUGGUUGAGCUGAUCCUGCUGGCAUGCGAACGUGUCAUUCUCAGAGACAGAAAUACUCUGCACUCCUCCAGCUUGGCCAGGAGUGCAGCUCUGGAGCUGAGCGAGCUCUUAACUGCCUUUAUUGUGGAGAGGAUAUUUUUUUUCUUUUAUAUGGAAAUAAAGCUGCAAGAUUAUUGUGGGUUCCCUUCCCUAUUAACAAGCACAGGUUUUUUUGCUCUCUGUUCCCACCUGGCCCAGGUUCCCUGCUCUGGGCACAGGGCAGGACGUCCUUCCUUCUUCCAGUCACCUUUUCUGCAGCUUCUGAGGGAGCGGAGCAGAUGUUCUCAGCUUGGUGGAGGCAGGCUGAUCCCUAUGCACAUAGCAGGUGCAGAAGGAGCUGGCACCUGUUAAACAGGAACUUGGAAAUGAUCUCAUCAAGUUUGCAACAGAUGAGCCUGUCCUAGUUAAAGCUGAAUUCCCGGGGGUUUACACUGUGGUUUGGCAGUGGGAACCGGCCCUGCAUUUGAAUCCGAGUUGCUGAGCAGCAAAUUCCUUGUGCUGCGUCCGCGAGGCAGUUGGUCUCCACAGUGUCAUUCCUGGAGGAUGCGAGCGUCGUCUGCGCCACCGCACUUCCCGCUGU